Owenia fusiformis is the source of this 3098-nucleotide messenger RNA. The record is from the annotation of a GenBank genome assembly. Lineage: Eukaryota; Metazoa; Annelida; Polychaeta; Sabellida; Oweniidae.
UGAUAACCUUGAAGAAAUGUGUAGUUAUAAACACAUUCAAUACCUAGAUUAACAGUCAUGCGAUGUGUGCACUUACUUGGUUAUAAAAGAUUAAUGGAAGGACUGGUUGAAUUAUAAAUGGUUCAAGAGUCUUGAAAGCCAAACAAUUGAACUACCAUACGUGCAGAGUCUAGUUAAACUACAGAGUCUAGUUAAACUGAAGACAGAGCUCUCUUUCAAGAGGUGAAGUCGAACGAAUGCAAAGGGUACAUUUGAACUGAAUCAGAUUUAUCUCCGCAUAAAAUGUAUACAAUGUAUACAGAAAACUAAAAGGCUAUCCUGUUAUGUAAAAGGCUCAAGGAAUCACAUGUAUUUAUCUCACUGGGACGACAUUAAGAGGACCACCUUAAGAAAAUAACAUUACACUGUAAGAACGUACAAGUGAAAGGCAGAACAAUGAGACUGGUGCUUAUCGUAAUCCUGUGCCUGGUGCCAGCUGAAUCAGGCAAGAUUGCAGUCUUCCCAUAUGGCCAGGGAUUUAAUUCAAGGCUCAUGAACAUGGAAAAAAUAAUAGGCAUGUUGGCUGAUGAUGGACAUUCAGUGACGAUGAUAAUUAGUAGCGUAUAUGAUGAAACUACAAGACCUCUACACAACACUGCAAAAGUUAUGAAAUAUCCAGCACCGGUUAAUACCCUAUUGAUAACUGACAAAGAAUUUUUGGAUCAAAUCAACAAGGCAUCAUCUGAAUUAGAGAUGCCUCAAAUAUUUAUCAAAACGCAGGUGAACUUUUGUGAGAGUUUACUCAAAAAUGGCCUCAUGGAAAAACUUAAAAUGGAAAACUUCGAGCUCCUGAUUCUAGACUAUGCAGACUACUGUUCUAGAUUUUUAAAUGAUUAUUUGGAUAUUCCAACAAUAGUGUACUCCAAUUUUGGUCCAAUAUCUGAGGGUGAAAUAGGUUUUCCAUCAACCACUUCUUAUAUUCCCACAUUUAUGGUAGGAUUUCAAGAUACUAUGACAUUCUGGGAGAGAUUGCAGAAUUUGUUAAGCUACAGUGCGUAUGAGUUUAUAGGACGUGAAUUAUUCAUGAAGGAAUUCCGUAAAUUGCGCCAAAAAUAUGACUACAACAGAACUCUUAGUUUAUGGGAUUCUCACAAGAGGGCAGCUCUGUAUAUGAGUCAUGCGAAUCAUGCCUUGGACUUCCCACGUCCUUUAAUGCCAAACCAUAUAUAUGUUGGAGGCAUGUUUUUCUCUCCUAAAAAAUACAUCAAACCUUCUCUACAAAAAAUCAUAUAUGACUCUGCGCCACAUGGCGUGAUCCUUAUGAGUUUUGGGACCCUACUUUCUCAUAUGGCCAUUGAAAAAGCUGAAAUUUUUGCAAAGGUAUUUGCUCAGUUACCUCAUACAGUUAUAUGGAAAUAUGAAGGCAUAACACCAGAAAAUCUUGCUAAUAACACCAUAUUGAUGAAAUGGUUACCACAGAAUGAUAUCCUUGGGAACACAAGAACGAAACUGUUCAUAUCUCAUUGUGGUAUAUCUAGCUUGUAUGAAGCCGUCAACCAUGCAGUUCCUACUCUAGGGAUACCUUUCAUGUUUGACCAGGAUACAAACGCAGCUAAGAUCAUAACAAGAUACAACAUUGGACUAGUUGUUAAAUUCAAAACAAUCACAGAAGAGAGUAUUUAUAAUGCCAUUAAAGCUAUGCUUGAAAAUAAAGUCUAUAAAGACAAUGCUGUUGAACUGUCAAAAAUGGCAAAAGAUACUCCUGUGACGCCAAAAGCAACAUUUCUUUAUUGGGUGAACUUUGUUUUACGACAUAAAGGACCAGGUCAUUUGAGAUCUAAACCUGCUUAUGAGAUGUCUUGGAUUCAAUACUUUUCAUUGGAUGUGAUAGCAUUUGUUUUAACUGUGUGUUUGAUAAUCUGCACAAUUGUUGCAUUCAUACUGAGAUGUAUAUGUAAAUGCAUAUGUAGAUCUAAAACUAAGUUAAAGAAACACUGAUCAUAAUGAUGCAUGCCUCAUUAGACAUUUAUAAUUACAAUAAAUGAUCUCACCACAAGGUGACUUACUAGGGUCAGUUGUCAUAGAGGACAUACAAAAAGUCUCUCAAAAACUUCCUACUGGCAUCCAUUUUAAUGUAUAAAAUGUGACUUCAUUUGUAGUUUUUGGUAUAUCCAAAAAACAAUUUAUUUUGACUUGAAUUGAAAAUUUUGACUUUUCAAUUUGGUAAAUCACUGUACAUGUAAUAUGGCAAAAACACCUAACCUCAGCAACAUAGGCCAUUGUAGUCUGACAUGUCUUCAGAUGAUUCUAGACACAUGGCUAAUGGGCCUAGACUCAUCAUCUUUAAAGAAAAGCAUCUAGACAAAUGAACCUCUGCAAAAAUGAAGCAAUAAAGGAAAGCCUACAUAAAAAUACUAUCUAAGAGUAUUAUUUCAUCGACGUUUUUGUUUAGCCCUCAAUUUUUUGAAAAAUGCUCCCUUAUCUCAAAAUGGAAUUAAAUUACAUAUUUUUGGCAUUUUCAUACCAAUCUGAGCACCCAUUACAUUUAUAGUACUUAAAAAAUAAAUCUUGCUUCAUUUUUGCUUGAAGUUUUUGUCUGUUAAUGCGAGAAUAGUGAUCUCUACCUGUGAGACCCAUGAGUUCUCAGCAAUAAAUCUCUCCAUACGGUUUAUAUCUUUCUCAAUCUACAAAAUAAGCAUGUAUAUAAGCUGCAUAUACAUCACUUAUACCCAGAGCUAUUGACUUGAAAUCUGGGGGAGUCAUUUAUGCAAAAACUGCCAUUUGUGAGAAAGCUAGUCUGAAUACUUCUUGCAUUCUUUUUAGCCAGAAUAAUGCAAAGUACAGAAUGUUUAUAUUACAGCAACAAUAUCAGCUUAUAUAAUGUAUUAAGAUUUCAAUACUUGUCUCGCUACACUCAUACAUUGUCAAAUGUACAUAGACACUGUACUAUAUAAAGACAACAUGAAGUAUUGAAGGAUUCAUAUUUUAGUUUUACGUAAUUAAACAGUAAGCUCUAUGUAAUGAUAUUCAAAUUAUGCUUUUCCAUAAUAGAAGUAUGUGUUAAAUUUAUUACAUGAUACACCAUACCAGAUAUAUUACACAAACUGAUAUGCUAUAAU